AAGCAGGGUUUUGGGCCCGAUGGCUCUGGGGCCGCUUUGAUUGCCUCGAGCCAUGCAGCCCACGGUGCGACCAGGCGCCGUUCCCAAGUAUGCGCCGGUGAAUUAUCAGGUCCCCAGGCCGGCGGGGAUCCCCGUCACCGUGCCCAAUGGCCCACACGGAGUGGCGCCGACCGCAUACCAGGCCUCGCAGACUCCGCGACCAAUGAUGGUCAAGAACCCGAAUGGCAGCAUCACCCACUAUGCCAUGCCUUUUCAGGCACAAGUGGCGCAUGCGAAGCCAGUCACGGCGCCUGCGGGCCCUGCGGGCCCUGCGGGCCCUGCAGCACCUGUCCAGGCUCCUAUGAUGAAGAUGCCCGACGGGAGCCUCCGACCUUAUGCUCCACCAGUGCAACGUGCCACCGCAUCUGCUGCAGCUCUCUUCAAUGAAUUGGAUCAAAACAAGGAUGGCGUGAUCUCCAGGGAAGAGUUCAUGCGCAUGCAGGCGAAGCAAAUGCCUGCUCCAGUUCCAGCUCCAGUACCAAAGUCUUCAGAAGGCUAUACCCAGCCUGCGCAGCCUGCAACUGCACAAGCUGUGACACAGGCCGUGUCAAAGCCCGCCCCUGUGCUGCCGAAAGUGGCUCCGGCUCCAGAGAGCAUCCCGCCUGUGGCCACAGCGGCUGUGGCGGCUCCAAUUGAGAAGAAGCAGGAGGAGCUUUCCGAAGCUGCAGAUGCGGCGGAAGCGAAGAAAUGUGGGACCCUUUGGGAUGCAGCGAAAGCGGGCAACAUCGCGGCAGUGCGGCACUUCCGGAAGAAGGGCACUCCCAGCAUUGAAGAGAAGGACUCAACAGGCAAGUGCGCGUUGUUGCUGGCGGCAGAGCAAACCCAAAUGGACUUGGUGAAGUUUCUUUUGGACUGUGGAGCAAAGACAGAAGCCAAAGACAACGAAGGCGCUACAGCCCUGCACUACGCCGCCUCGAAGGGCCAUGUCGAGUUGGUUCGCUUGCUUCUGGACCGAGGUGCCAACAUCGAAGCGAAGGACGACAGCGAAUGUGGCACACCUUUGCAUUUGGCUGCCUCGAAUGACCAUGCGGAGGUGGUUCGAGUCUUGUUGGACAGUGGUGCCGAUGUGAAAGCCAAGGACUCUCAGGGUCAGACGCCCUUGCACCGUGCAGCACCAUAUGCCCAUGCUGCUUCCAGCCGCUUUCUGCUGGAUGGUGGUGCAGAGAUCAAUGCGAAAGACUGUCAAGGUGAGACCCCACUGCACCAAGCUGCUUUGCAAGGCCAUGUGGAGGUGGUCCGCUUCUUGCUGGAGCGCAAGGCUGACCUAGAGGUCACUGACGACGAUUUUGGUGAGACACCAUUGCAUUUUGCAGCCGCGUGUGGUCACAAAGAGAUGGUUGAGUUAUUGCUUGACAACCGCGCCAACAUUGCAGCGAAGGACCGAGAAGGCUCGUCCGCCUUGGAUUUGGCAAAGAAGAGCAGCCGAAGUGUGGUCGUUGAACUCUUGGAGAAGCGAGCUCAGUGAAGCCUGCUGGAGCCAGGUCUGGAAAUUUCAUUGAUUUGCUUAAUUCGUGGAUAAUGCAUCGAAUUUGCGAACGUUCAAGAAGAAAACUAGACGACAGGGUGGCC
Messenger RNA from Durusdinium trenchii, 1608 nucleotides. The record is from the annotation of a GenBank genome assembly. NCBI's taxonomy places the organism in Eukaryota, Dinophyceae, Suessiales, Symbiodiniaceae.